GACGUGAACGUGUCAAACGUGCCGCCGACACUAAAGAUAUCUCAACACUUGAAUGAUCAUCAAGGUUCGCACAUCACACGACAUACGCACAAUGCAUUCCCGUUUGUGUCUUGCGAAUGUGUAGCUCACGUAAACUAUUUAGAGGAAAGUAAAACGACUGAUUUGAGAGUUUGGAAAGGUCGUAGCGACGAGCCAGGAAGUCGUCAUCCUCCCCCCCGCAAACCACUUCCUUCUUCCGCAAACAAGUCCGCGCGGCCCGCCCCCCUUCGGUCGAUGGCUUGAGCAAGGCGAAGCUUCCAAGUGUCCACCUUUGCUUUCAUUUCUCGUCAUUGAUGUCUCACUGACCGUUGUCAUGGCGGCCAACAGCCGCUGCCCCGCGGCCGAGGAUCCUCCGGGCCUGGAGACGCAGCGGCGGGAGGUCGAGUGUCUACUCCGGGACUGCGAGCUACGCGCCGGGGACAGUUGGUUCAUGGUGGAACAUCGCUGGUACGAACAGUGGAAGGAAUUUGUGGAAAGCGGAGACCAGAACUCGACGUGUCCCGGUCAAAUCGACAACGGCGAGCUGUUUGAGGAUGUGGACUCGUACCACCUGAAAGAGCGUCUGGUGGAGAACGAGGACUUUGUCCUAGUGCCCGCCGAGGCCUGGCACAAGCUCCUGUCCUGGUAUGGGAUCGUGGACCAACAGCCGCCGCUGGAACGAAAGGUGGUGGACCUGCCCAGCACGCUCAAGGUGGAAGUUUACCCAGUGGAGCUCUUCCUCUGUCUCCACGGCAACAUGGAGAACGUCACCACGGCGCACUUUAGCCGCACCGACAGCAUACAGUCGAUCCAGUCGGCCAUGUGUCGGGCCUUCUCGCUGCCCUCGACGUGCGAGUGUCGCCUCUGGAUGAAAAGUUCAGACAACAACUGUGAACGUCUCCGCAACGUCCACGUGAGCGUGCUGGACGCCUGCCUGAGCUCCGGCAUGACUGUGAUUAUGGAGACGAGGAAUGCUGACGGCACUUGGCCGAGCACCAGACCUUUAAUUCUGAGGAACUCUCCGGAGGAGCAAGACUCGUAUCGAGGUCAGCCCGGCGUCUGCGGCCUCACCAACCUCGGCAACACCUGCUUCAUGAACUCCGCUCUGCAGUGCCUGAGCAACACCCCCCCGUUGACCGAGUACUUCCUGCAGAGCUCCUACCUGGAGGAGCUCAACUUCUCCAACCCGCUGGGCAUGAAGGGCGAGAUCGCCGAGGCCUACGCCGACGUCAUCAAGCAGAUGUGGUCGGGCCACCACUACUCGGUGGUGCCGCGCGUCUUCAAGACGAAGGUGGGCCACUUUGCUUCUCAGUUUCUGGGCUACCAGCAGCACGACAGUCAGGAGCUGCUCUCCUUCCUGCUGGACGGGCUGCAUGAGGACCUGAACCGAGUCAAGAAUAAAGAAUACAUCGAGCUGCGGGAUGCCGAAGGACGCCCGGACCAGGAAGUGGCCGAGGAGGCGUGGCGGAACCACAGACGGCGCAACGACUCUGUGAUCGUCGACACCUUCCACGGCCUCUUCAAGUCCACGCUGAUUUGCCCCCAGUGCCGCAAGGUGUCCGUCACCUUUGACCCCUUCUGCUACCUCAGCAUUCCGCUCCCCGUCAGCAAGGAGCGCGUCAUGGAGGUCUUCUUCAUCUCGCUCGACCCGUACGCCAAACCCAUGCAGCAUCGCGUGGUGGUCGCCAAGGCGGGAAAAGUGUCGGACCUCUGCUCGGCUUUGUCCCAGUCAACCGGUGUUCCAGAAACUCAGAUGGUGGUCGCUGACGUGUUCAAACAUCGCUUCUACAAAAUCUACACGCCAGACGAAUCGCUGAACUGCAUCCUGGACCGGGACGACAUCUUUGUGUACCAGUGCGACGUGCAGAGCGAGCAGCAGACACUUGUGGCGCUCUACCUUCGGGAGCGCUCCCACUACCGAGACUACGGCUCAGUCAGCACGGCGCUCUUCGGCCACCCGCUGCUGCUCAGCGUGCCGCGCGGCAGCUGCACGCAGGAGGCGCUCUACCCCAUUUUCCUGGAGCGACUGGCGCGCUACGUGCGGGUGCCCAAAGCCUCCGAGGAGCUGGAGGAAGAUGACGACCAAGACGAGCUCUAUAAAAGCCAGACCACCAACGGCGUCAGCGACGACGACGAGCAAGAGGAUGCGGAACGAGCGGGAUGCUCGCAGUCGGGGGCGCGCUCCCCCGACGGGUCGGCAAACGGCCGCCAGCGCGACCCCGCCGUUCCCUCGGAGGGCCACGCUCGGGCCCCGCCCCCUCCGGAGGAGGGCGACGUCCACAACGCGUGCGCCGGUGUCGCCAAGCCCCCCUGCAGCGGCGACGCCGGCCCCAACGACGGCCACAUCCACGCCCGCGGCGAAGAGAGCCGGACCGAAGUGGGCGAGGAGGAGAAUGAGGAGGAGGAGGAAGAGGAGGAGGCGGGACCGGCACCGCUACGUGACGCCGCCGCCCACGACGACGACGAUGACGACAAGCGGGAGGAGGCGUGUUCGCCCAGCGCGCCGGCCAACCAGUCAGCGGCCAAGACGAGGGCGUGUCGCAGGAAGAAGCGUCUGUUUGACAUCCAGGCGGUCAACUGCAACGGCCUGGAGCGCGAAAUGGGCCCCGACAUGACCCUCAGCUCGCAGCCGUACGUGGCGCUGGACUGGGAUGCCGAAACCAAGAAAAGAUUCUACAAUGAAAAUGAGGCAGAGAAGUACAUGAAACACGGCAGCAUGGACGUUCCCCUGCAGCAGAGCACCGUGCAGCUGCAGGAGUGCAUCCAGCUCUUCACCACCGUGGAAACGCUGGAGGAGGAGAACCCAUGGUACUGUCCCGUGUGUAAGAAGCACCAGCUGGCCACCAAGAAACUGGAUUUGUGGUCUCUGCCGGAGGUCCUCAUCAUCCACCUCAAGAGGUUCUCUUACACCAAGUUCACCAGAGAGAAGCUGGACACCAUUGUGGACUUUCCCCUCAGGGAUCUGGACUUCUCGGGUUGUCUCCUGAGGAAGACGACGUCCGACGGGGAGCCUCCGAGCCGCUACGACCUCAUCGCCGUGUCCAACCACUACGGGGGACUCCGCGACGGACACUACACCAGCUAUGCACGCAACAAGGACAGCGCUCAGUGGUACUACUUUGACGACAGCAAAGUGACGUACGCCACAGAGGAGCAGAUCAUGACCAACGCGGCCUACGUGCUCUUCUACCAUCGGCAAGACAAGAUGAGGAAACCGCGCGUGGCCGCGCCCCCGACGAGCUCGCCCGCCGCCGCCGCCGCCUCGCAGACGGACGUCGCCGCCGUGACGCUGCCGUGCGCCUCCGCCCUCGCCGAGCUCACCAUGGAGACGGACUGAGCAAGAAACGGACGGCUUUGGCGGCUCGACAAUUAUGAGUAGUGGCUUUCUUUCUUUCUUUUUUUUAAACAUUGCAGUGACAACAGUUGCCCAGUUCGCAAGCUAUGAUUCAACGCCGACUGUCAUUGGCCAAAAACAACCAUGAUCAUGGAACCACUUUGAGGGGCCAAAUUGAUUGGCAGAGACGAAAUUUAUGAAUUCACAUACGCGAUGGAUUGGGUGACGAUAACGCAACGCGGAAUUCCGAGACACCGCGUACUCGUCGGAUGAAGAAAAAUCGACCAAUUCGGACGCUCGCUUGACUGGACCGAGAGAAAUCGACAAAUUCAAAGAUGGGCAAAUGAAGCUUCAUUUUGCAUCGUGAAGCAGUUGUUGUAUUUUUGACUCCUGUAGAUGGCACUGUUGGUUGAAAUAAAGAUGAGCGCGAGGGAGGGCGUCUGCUUUCAGCCCAAUGUUGGAACAGAGGGGGUGCCAUCUGGAAGAGUCCCAAAAAAAAUCCACCUUUGAAGCGUCAUUUUCCCAUCGCUGGAUGGAAGUCUCUGAAUUGAAAGAGACUCAUCCAAUCAGAUCGUCUUGAGAGACCCAUCUGGACAAUGAAAAUCUCAUUCCAGUCGGACUGACGGACACUUUCUUCAGCCACUCAAGUUUCUGAAUUCAUGGCUUUCCCUCAUCAAAUUUGAUUGGACAAAAACAAAAGGAAAAAAAAUGACGUCGGCGAUUGAUUGGACAGGACGGAGGCAUUGUAUGAAUUUGAACCAAAUUUGCCGCUCGACCGCUUUGAUUUUGUCAAUCAUGAUUGGUCUCCUUUCAUGUUUCCAUUGCCACAUUCGUACAUGUUGACUUGAGGAUUUUGUUCUUUUGUAUAUUUUGCUUGUACUAUUUAUUGGGUGACCCGGAGAGGCCACGGAGGCGCUUCUUUACCCCCCCCCCUACCCCCCCAAAAAAAUGUUUUGAUUGACAGCCGUGAUGCUGUACAGUAUUUUUCUAACAGAGCUUCUUUUUAUGGAAACUGGUCAGGCUUUCUCUGGUCUUCCUGUUUUGUCAGAAAUGCGAAGAUUUUAUAAGACUUUUGAAAUAAAAUGACACCCACGUCA
Molecule: messenger RNA, 4449 nt
Organism: Hippocampus zosterae (dwarf seahorse)
Lineage: Eukaryota; Metazoa; Chordata; Actinopteri; Syngnathiformes; Syngnathidae
Gene: usp11
Product: ubiquitin specific peptidase 11
Exons: 21
Coding region: 353-3355 (1000 amino acids)
Biological process (GO): protein deubiquitination
Molecular function (GO): cysteine-type deubiquitinase activity
Source: RefSeq, a predicted model, not a curated record